AGCCUUAACUUUUGGUCAAGCAUUAGGAAACUUCCGAGAAACUUCGUAUUGCACUUUUUCGAACUUAAAAGAAAGGUUUUCUUGAACUGAACUCUCAUUAGGGCGAUGAGUCGUUCGGGAUAUCAAUUCCAAUCCCUUGCCGUCGUUUCUUUCAUCAACCAAGCCACUGUUUUUUCUGGUUAUGCUGCUGCGAGAUAUCCUCCGGAAUCUGCGAUUUCCUAAGCAUGCAGAAUUAGAAAAUUUCUGUUAUUACCAUCGAAUGGUAUUUUAAUUGGUAACAGAAUGCUCCGCAUUUUCUGGAUUCCCCUCCAAUACCAAAACCAAUAGGCAGUCAUUCUGAAUGUUUUGGUGGUGUUUGAUUUUCUUUUUCUUUUUUUCUUUUAGUUUGGAAAUUAAAAAUAAAAAAAGGUCCAUAAAGAUUUGGAUGUGAUUCUGAGAUUUCUGGGCUUUUUCAUGUUGUGUUCGAGGUGGCCCACCUCCGUGUAAGGCGAUUUUGCCAUUGUUUUGUGCGGGUGUGCCAUCUCCCUUGCGACACUUCGGUUUUUCUCGUGACUUGGGAUCACCAUCAUCAACAUGAGCAGUACUUCAUCCGGCAUUGGUCUUCUCCAUCUCGAGGACAUGGAGGCCGGCCCUGCCAAGGUCAAUGAUGACCUCGACAAUCACCUUGAUCCCGGUGCUGACCCCUCCGAUCCCUUCGACAUUGCUCACACCAAGAAUGCAUCCCCCGAGACCCUCAAGCGCUGGAGGCAAGCAGCACUUGUGCUAAAUGCUUCUCGUCGAUUUCGCUACACGUUGGACUUGAGAAAGGAAGAAGAAAAAGAGCAAAGAAAGAGGAUGAUUAGAGCUCAUGCGCAAGUCAUAAGAGCAGCAUUGCUCUUCAAAUUGGCUGGGGAAAUGCAAAUUGUAUCUGGGUCACCAGUUGCAUCACCAGUUGCUGCUGGUGAUUAUGCUAUUGGACUAGAACAGCUUGCUUCAAUGACCCGGGAUCAUAAGUUAUCUGCUCUUCAACAAUAUGGUGGCGUUAAAGGGUUGUCAGGUCUGUUGAGAACAAAUUUAGAGAUCGGCAUUAAUGGGGAUGAGGCUGAUUUGUUAAAACGGAGGAAUGCAUUUGGAUCAAAUACAUAUCCACGGAAAAAGGGACGGAGUUUCUGGAGGUUCCUUUGGGAGGCAUGGCAGGAUUUAACCCUUAUCAUAUUGAUUAUAGCAGCUGCUGUGUCAUUGGGGUUGGGAAUAAAGACAGAGGGUUUGAAUGAAGGAUGGUACGAUGGGGGUAGCAUUUUCUUCGCUGUUUUUCUUGUUAUAGUUGUUACAGCUACCAGUGAUUAUCGUCAAUCUCUUCAGUUUCAAAAUCUAAAUGAGGAAAAGCGAAAUAUCCAACUAGAGGUCAUGAGAGGUGGUAGAAUUGUGAAGAUUUCAAUAUAUGAUGUUGUUGUUGGUGAUGUUGUGCCACUAAAAAUAGGUGAUCAGGUCCCGGCAGAUGGAAUCUUAAUCACCGGCCAUUCUCUAGGAAUUGAUGAAUCUAGCAUGACUGGAGAAAGCAAGAUUGUUCACAAGGAUCAAAAAGAACCAUUCUUGAUGUCUGGCUGCAAAGUUGCAGAUGGUGUUGGUACCAUGCUGGUGACUGGUGUUGGAAUUAAUACUGAGUGGGGAUUGUUAAUGGCAAGUAUUUCAGAGGAUACUGGUGAAGAGACCCCCUUGCAGGUACGCCUGAAUGGAGUUGCAACUUUUAUAGGCAUAGUUGGGCUUGCUGUAGCUGUUUCUGUGCUUGCUGUUCUUUUGGUCAGAUACUUCACCGGACAUACAGAAGAUCCAGAAGGAAAUAAACAGUUUAUCAAAGGACGCACUAAAUUUGAUGAUGCAUUUAAUGAUGUUGUUAAAAUUUUUACAAUUGCAGUUACAAUUGUUGUUGUUGCUGUGCCUGAAGGGCUUCCUUUGGCUGUUACCUUGACUCUGGCUUACUCAAUGCGUAAGAUGAUGGCAGAUAAAGCUUUGGUGCGUCGUCUUUCAGCAUGUGAAACCAUGGGCUCUGCAACAACAAUUUGCAGUGAUAAGACUGGAACAUUGACUUUGAAUGAGAUGACUGUUGUUGAAGCUUUUGUUGGGAAAAAGAAGAUGGAUCCACCUGCUGAUUCUUCCCAGUUGCACCUAUCAGUUGUGUCUCUGUUGAGUGAAGGAGUUGCACAGAAUAGCACUGGGAAUGUUUUUGUGCCUAAGGAUGGUGGUGAUGUUGAGAUUUCUGGAUCUCCCACAGAAAAAGCUAUCCUUUCUUGGGCAAUAAAGCUGGGGAUGAAAUUUGAUAUUAUCAGAUCAGAGUCCACUAUUCUUCAUGUUUUCCCUUUCAACUCAGAGAAAAAGCGAGGUGGUGUUGCAUUACGACAGUCUGAUUCUGAAGUUCAUAUACACUGGAAGGGAGCAGCUGAGAUAGUUUUAGCCUCAUGUUCUGGAUAUCUUGAUUCAAAUGGUUGCUUGCAAUCCAUGAAUGAAGAUAAGGAAUUUUUUAAGGCUGCUAUUGACGAAAUGGCUGCAAAUAGCCUACGCUGUGUUGCCCUUGCAUACAGAUUAUGUGAAAAGGAAAAAGUUCCUACUGAUGAAGAGACCUUUAGUGGUUGGGUCUUACCUGAAGAUAACCUUGUUUUGCUUGCUAUCGUUGGUAUAAAGGAUCCUUGUCGCUCAGGUGUCAAAGAUGCUGUGAGAAUAUGUAUGGAUGCUGGUGUUAAGGUACGCAUGGUCACUGGAGACAAUAUCCAAACAGCAAAAGCAAUAGCUUUGGAGUGUGGGAUACUUAGUUCUGCUCAAGAUGCUACUGAGCCUACCAUCAUUGAAGGGAGGGUGUUCCGUGCCUUACCUGAGAAAGAAAGAGAACAAGUGGCCAAGAAAAUAACGGUAAUGGGGAGAUCUUCUCCAAGUGACAAGCUUUUGUUUGUUCAAGCCUUACGUAAGGGAGGGGAUGUUGUGGCUGUAACUGGAGAUGGUACCAAUGAUGCUCCUGCACUUCAUGAGGCAGAUAUAGGUCUAUCUAUGGGUAUUCAAGGGACUGAAGUUGCAAAGGAAAGCUCAGAUAUCAUUAUAUUGGAUGAUGAUUUUGCUUCAGUUGUGAAGGUUGUUCGCUGGGGUCGUUCUGUCUAUGCCAAUAUACAGAAGUUUAUACAAUUCCAGCUUACAGUUAAUGUUGCAGCUCUUGUAAUUAAUGUCGUUGCAGCAAUAUCCUCUGGUGAUGUUCCUUUAAAUUCAGUGCAGUUACUAUGGGUUAACCUGAUCAUGGACACUCUUGGAGCACUUGCAUUGGCUACCGAACCUCCAACAGACAACCUUAUGCAUAGGUCACCAGUUGGCCGAAGAGAACCUCUAAUUACAAACAUCAUGUGGAGGAACUUACUAAUACAGGCUUUAUAUCAAGUUACUGUCCUCCUUGUGCUCAACUUCUCAGGCUUGACCAUUCUUCAUUUGAAGGAUGAUGGCAUCAGACAACAUGCUUUUGAAGUAAAGAAUACUGUGAUAUUCAAUGCAUUUGUCAUGUGCCAAAUAUUCAAUGAGUUUAAUGCUAGAAGGCCUGAAGAACUCAAUUGCUUCAAAGGAGUGACUAAAAACUACCUCUUUAUGGGAAUAGUUGGAUUUACAUUCAUACUUCAGAUAAUCAUCAUCGAGUUCCUUGGAAAGUUUACGUCAACAGUGAGACUUGAUUGGCAGCUAUGGCUUGUAUCCCUUGGCAUUGGCGUUAUCAGCUGGCCUCUCGCAAUGUUGGGAAAGUUGAUUCCAGUUCCCGAGACACCGGCAGCUGCAUACUUCAUCAAGCCAUUUAAACGAUGCAGAAGAUCUCGGGAUGCAUGAAUUUGGUCUUUCUGUUGUGCAAUUAAGUAAAAUCGACAACCGGAGAAUUGCUAGAGCUUGUAUAUAGAAAGGUUUGUCAAAGUAAAACCUUCAUUUACGGCAAAUAGCAAACACACACACACACACACACGUAUGCACAAAAGAUGUUUGCUUGAGUGAACUCAAGGCACUGAUUUCUAUAAGAUGAUUGGUAUAUUUAAGGUAAUGAAUUGUAUCAUCCAAUUUGAGUAUAUGAUUUUUUGUUUAUAAACCUCUAGAGUUUGCUCCGUUAAUAGCCUAAUAUGUAGUAUUGGUCAAAGCAUACUUCAACUUUUCCUUCACUUCCAUCUUUAAUGGAAGGUUGCUCGUUGACUCCA
This is a messenger RNA of Durio zibethinus, 4184 nucleotides long. The record is from RefSeq and is a predicted model, not a curated record. NCBI's taxonomy places the organism in Eukaryota, Viridiplantae, Streptophyta, Magnoliopsida, Malvales, Malvaceae.